Messenger RNA from Spodoptera exigua (beet armyworm), 1254 nucleotides. The record is from the annotation of a GenBank genome assembly. NCBI's taxonomy places the organism in Eukaryota, Metazoa, Arthropoda, Insecta, Lepidoptera, Noctuidae.
AUAACAUGAUCUGUCUUUUUAUUUUGACAUUGUAAUGACAUUUGACAGCAUGGCGGCCACGGCUUCAGAUUCGGAAAUUACUAAAAGUGAUAAAUAUUCCAUAUUAUUACCGACAUACAACGAAAGAGAGAAUUUACCAAUUAUAAUAUGGCUUAUAGUGAAAUGUUUAGAUAAAAGUGGAUAUGAUUAUGAAGUGAUUAUUAUUGACGAUGGGAGUCCAGACGGCACUCAAGAUAUUGCCAAACAGCUGCAAAAGAUAUAUGGAUCGAAUAAGAUCAUACUUCGUCCUCGGGAGAAAAAGUUAGGCUUAGGAACUGCUUACAUACAUGGAAUGAAACAUGCGACCGGUAAUUUUAUUAUUAUCAUGGAUGCAGACCUUAGUCACCACCCAAAAUUCAUCCCAAAGUUCAUUGAACUACAACGAGAGCAUGACUUAGAUGUGGUAUCCGGUACUCGGUAUAAGGAUGACGGUGGUGUCCACGGAUGGGACUUCAAACGGAAGCUGAUAUCACGGACUGCUAAUUUCAUCACCCAGAUGUUAUUGAGACCUGGUGCUUCGGACCUUACUGGGUCUUUUAGGUUAUACAAAAAGGAUGUUCUACAAAAAUUAAUAGACAGCUGCGUGUCCAAAGGCUAUGUAUUCCAAAUGGAAAUGAUUAUUAGGGCGAGGCAAUUGGAUUACACCAUUGGAGAAGUUCCAAUCACGUUCGUGGAUCGCGUCUACGGCGAAUCAAAACUCGGAGGCUCAGAGAUAAUACAGUUUGCCAAAGCAUUACUGUACUUAUUUGCAACUACAUAAAGUUUUAUUUCCUACAUUCCGUUUAUAAAAUGCCACAGUACAAGACAAUUGUUUUACCUACCUAGAUUAUAUGCUAUCCUAGUACAUGAUUAUAUAGUUAUCUUGCCCUUUUUCUGUAAACCUAAGGCAAAUCAUUGCGUUAUUUGUAUUCCUGUUAAAAAAAUAUUUAUUUAUAAUAUCUUCUAAAAUAUUAAAACAGUCAAUAAGUCUUAAACUUGCAAUAAACCCUGUUUUUUUUUAUUUCAAUAUUAUGUACUGUGAGAUCAUUAACACUACACACGACAUCUCGUGGCGUUGAUUUGAACUAAAAAAAAAUAUAUACCUAUCUAUUUACUUGAUGUUGAUUUUUUAGUUAGGUAGGUAUCAGAAAAGAUUAUUUCAAGUAUCUUAAUUUGUACUAGAUUAAACAAAUUUUAUGAAAAACAAAUAAUAAAUUAAUAUUUUAUAAUUUUGAA